AUUGUGAAACGCUACCGAACCGGAAGCAGUGUUGCUGUAUUGGUUAGCGAGGCUAGCAAUGGACCGGUCUGGUGGAGCAUCGUGGAGGCCACCCCGAGCCUGCGAUGACUACUGGAGUGAAUUCAAACACUGCAAAAGCUUGAGGAACCGUUUCCACCACUAUUACGCUUACGGUACUUCCCCAUCCUGCCAGCAGUGGAAAGAGGACUACCAUAACUGCAGAGAGUGGGAGAAACACAGAGGCAUAGAGGCCAAGGAAGCUUUGCAGAAGAGCGAGAGGAACAGAGUCGCAGAGCAGAAAAACUUCACCCCAGUGUGGGAACUAAGGCGAGACCCUCCCAGAGACUGGCACAUGCCCCUGAAUCAGGAAAAGCCCCAGGACUCCUGAACUGUCACUAAUGACCUGCUGUCUUUGUUCCAUGGCGGCGAAAGCAAAGUGAAAUGAAGAUUCAAAAUUCUUGUCACAUAACAGACUUAAUGAAAUCGUUCAGAGCCAUGUGCUGGAGAGACUGGUCAUCACAUAUUGCCACCUCCAGCUCUACUCAGUGAGCCUCUGAAUGGCAACAGUGGUAGCAGCACCUAGUGGUCAAUGAUGGGGAUGACAGCGUGUAUUCAACUAAUGAAUUACAAUAUGAUCUCUGCAAAGGCAGUGUCGGGGUUGUUUUUUUUUGUUUUGUUUUGUUUUUUUGCCCAUUAUAAAUAAUUCUCUAAAGCUUGUGUAAACUGAACCACAAAGGCUGACUUCAGUCUCAUUGUAAAUGAGUUUUAAUAGUAAUUGCCUUGUUUUUCUGUGUACAGUGUAAGAAAAGGGCAGUAAUGGGUCAAAUUAUGCAGUGGAUAUAUUUUUAAAAUUCCAUAUUUCAACCAAGAAACAAAGGAUCUAUCGUGCAUUGUUUAGACAAGUUAUAAAGUAAAAUGUUAAUGCUCCACUAGAAUGUAAUAACACGUAAUAUGCAGCCUUUGUUGGUAUCGAACGGGCGAGUUGGCCUGAGUAAGUCUUUCAGUAUUUCUCAAAAGGACCAUAUGAAUUGUCUUCAACCAAGGUAAAUAUUCUUCUUUUGGAUGCUG
Molecule: messenger RNA, 1068 nt
Organism: Epinephelus fuscoguttatus (brown-marbled grouper)
Lineage: Eukaryota; Metazoa; Chordata; Actinopteri; Perciformes; Serranidae
Gene: lg6h22orf39
Product: linkage group 6 C22orf39 homolog
Exons: 3
Coding region: 59-388 (109 amino acids)
Source: RefSeq, a predicted model, not a curated record